UCUACCAAGUCCUAGUCUCAACUCAUUCCAUUUUCACUCAAGUAACAGUAGAGCAGUGCUAUUGCAAAAAUGGACCUCGGAACCUAUGGCUUUCCGACACCAACAGCCAAGAAUAUCAUCUCUAACUACGAUGCACCAGAAGGCGUCGAAGUUAGGGGAAGAUAUGAUGCAGAGUUUGCAAAAAUUCUAACCAAAGAUGCUUUGAAAUUUGUUGCUGAUUUGCAACGUGAGUUCAGAAACCAUAUAAAGUAUGCACUAGAGUGUAGAAAAGAAGCAAAGAGAAGGUACAAUGAAGGAGCUCUACCAGGUUUUGAUCCAGCAACUAGAUACAUAAGAGAAGGAGAUUGGAUCUGUGCACCUGUUCCACCAGCUGUUUCUGAUAGGAAAGUUGAGAUUACUGGCCCUGUUGAGAGAAAGAUGAUCAUCAAUGCUCUUAACUCUGGAGCUAAAGUCUUUAUGGCUGAUUUUGAGGAUGCACUUUCUCCAAGCUGGGAGAAUCUUAUGAAAGGUCAAGUGAACUUGAAGGAUGCUGUGGCUGGGACCAUAACAUUCCAUGACAAAGGUAGAAACAAAGUUUACAAGCUGAAUGAUGAGAUAGCAAAGCUUUUUGUGCGACCAAGAGGUUGGCAUUUACCGGAAGCUCAUAUUCUGAUUGAUGGUGAACCUGCAACCGGUUGUCUUGUUGAUUUUGGUCUCUACUUCUACCACAAUCACUCAACUUUUCGGCGUUCUCAAGGUGGUGGUUUUGGCCCUUUCUUCUACCUUCCCAAAAUGGAGCAUUCAAGGGAAGCAAAGAUAUGGAACAAAGUAUUCGAGAAGGCAGAGAAGAUGACAGGCAUUGAAAGAGGAAGCAUAAGAGCCACAGUUUUGAUUGAAACACUUCCUGCAGUGUUUCAAAUGGAUGAAAUUCUGUAUGAGCUCAGAGAUCACUCUGUUGGUCUCAACUGUGGCCGUUGGGAUUACAUUUUCAGUUAUGUUAAGACCUUCCAUGCUCAUCCGGAUAGGUUGCUACCGGAUCGGGUCCAAGUUGGCAUGAGUCAACACUUCAUGAAGAGCUACUCAGACCUUCUCAUUAGGACAUGUCAUAGGCGCGGUGUACAUGCCAUGGGAGGAAUGGCAGCUCAAAUUCCAAUAAGAGAUGAUCCGGUGGCAAAUGAAGCCGCGCUAGAAUUGGUUAGAAAAGACAAACUAAGAGAAGUGAAGGCAGGGCAUGAUGGAACAUGGGCAGCACACCCUGGUCUAAUACCAUCCUGUAUGGAAAUUUUCAACAACAACAUGGGAAAUGCUCCUAAUCAAAUAACCACAAUGAAACGCGAAGACGCUGCAAAACUAACCGAAGAAGACCUUCUGCAGAUACCUAGAGGAGUCCGAACGAUGGAAGGUUUAAGGUUGAAUACAAGGGUUGGAAUUCAGUAUGUAGCAGCAUGGCUCACUGGAUCAGGUUCUGUGCCACUUUACAAUCUCAUGGAAGAUGCUGCGACUGCCGAGAUUAGUAGGGUUCAGAAUUGGCAGUGGCUUAAGUAUGGAGUUGAACUUGAUGGUGAUGGACUUGGAGUGAAAGUGAGUAAAGAACUAUUUGGUAGAGUUGUUGAAGAAGAGAUGGAUAGGAUUGAAAAAGAGGUUGGAAAAGAUAAGUUCAAGAAGGGAAUGUAUAAGGAUGCUUGCAAGAUUUUCACUAGGCAAUGCACUUCACCAACACUUGAUGAUUUUCUCACUCUUGAUGCCUAUAAUUAUAUUGUUGUAGUUCACCCUGUGGAACUGUCAAAGCUUUGAAUUUUGAUUUGGUUCAUACUUCAUUGUGGUUGAUGAUAGUUUAUUGUUCUAAAUUAUGUCCUGUGUUACCUAAGUUGUUGCUUAAAUUUCAUAGUUUAUGUGGAAAGGCCUGGCUUCAUAUGUAAUGCAUAAUUCAAGAUAAUAAAGUUUGUGGUUGUAGCUAUUUUGAA
Medicago truncatula (barrel medic) is the source of this 1943-nucleotide messenger RNA. RefSeq names its product malate synthase, glyoxysomal. Gene Ontology annotation, biological process: glyoxylate cycle. Bases 70 to 1773 code for a protein of 567 amino acids. Gene Ontology annotation, cellular component: cytoplasm. Gene Ontology annotation, molecular function: malate synthase activity. The transcript has 4 exons. The record is from RefSeq and is a predicted model, not a curated record. Lineage: Eukaryota; Viridiplantae; Streptophyta; Magnoliopsida; Fabales; Fabaceae.